Molecule: messenger RNA, 1379 nt
Organism: Osmerus eperlanus (European smelt)
Lineage: Eukaryota; Metazoa; Chordata; Actinopteri; Osmeriformes; Osmeridae
Product: claudin domain-containing protein 1-like
Exons: 4
Coding region: 527-1285 (252 amino acids)
Cellular component (GO): membrane
Source: RefSeq, a predicted model, not a curated record
CUGCCAGGUCAUUCAGCCGGAAAAGGAAAGCACAUGGAUUUAAGUGUUUACAAUGUCCAUAUAACGUCAAAUUCGCCGGGUGAGUAAAUAUGCAAUUGCAAAUUGAUAGUGCUAUUCAGCUGUAGGAUAUGUAGGUGACUACGUGUUUCGGCUCGAGUACUGGACGCCAGCCAAACUAUCUCUGUCGCAGCGUCAGGCCACCCACCAUCUGUAACAGUGAUUGACCGAAGAAGUGGGACAAGGGAACAGAUGGCGCGUCCAAGCUGUCCGACAGGGACAAAUAGCCUACUGAUAAAACAGUGUCAAAAUUGAACAAAGCGGUCAGUGUCAAUCAUUGAAAGGCUUGUAAUGUAUAUCAUUUAAGACAAAAAGAUGCGGGAGCGAUUUGGAUAAAAAACAAUAUUCGCGACAAUUUCUCGACUGCAGACUGCUAGGGUUAUCUCUUUUGCGCGUUGGCAGCCGAUCGAACAACCGACUGCCAGUGUAAAGUAUAAUCCCGUUUGACUGUCCCAUCAGUCGUUAAACAAUGGUUGACAACCGUUACGCCACGGCGUUGGUCAUCGGCUGUGUUCUUAGCAUACUGGCCACUGUAUACCUGUCAGUGGCGGUGGGGACGCAACACUGGUACCAGUACACCAGUCCUACGGUGCGCGGGGAGGCUAACGUUUCCGAACUGCGCUCUCUGCAUGAGGAGUUUAUGGACGGGGAAUUCGACGAGAAAACCUACAGCGACACUGUUUUUCGUCUCAACGGGACCAUGGGCCUUUGGUGGCGGUGUGUGCUGGUACCAGCGCACACCCACUGGUACAAGGAACCAGAUGCGAAGAUGGAAAUGGAGUGUGUUAGCUUUACUUUGCCACAGCAGUUCAUCCCCAAGUACAAAGAACCAGGGAAUCACAACAGUGGGGAAGACAUGUUGCGUACCUACCUAUGGAGGUGUCAGUUUCUCCUGCCACUGGUGUCCCUUGGUCUGGUUGUGCUGGCUGGCUUGAUAGGUUUCUGUGCCUGCCUCUGUCAAAGCCUUGCCCCCACAUUGGGCAUAGGAGUACUCCACCUGUUGGCUGGGCUUUGUACACUAGCCACAGUAUGCUGCUACCUGGCUGGCAUGGACCUCCUUCACAGGGUGUCAGUGCUCCCCGACAAGGUGGAUGGAGCUCUGGGCUGGUCCCUUUACCUGGCUCUCAUCUCCUCACCACUGCACAUGAUGGCAGCAGCACUGCUGGUGUGGGCCGCACGCAGCCACAGCCAGAACUACUACCGCAUGACAGCUUACAGGGUGGCUUAAGAAGCCCAGUCACACCCCAGAGAAUCGUUCAGCAAUUUGACCAUGAAUGUCUGAUUCUGAACCAAACUCUGCACCCAAUAUCUUAAAUAAUUGA